Messenger RNA from Phascolarctos cinereus (koala), 1411 nucleotides. Its product is annotated as pepsin B-like. Lineage: Eukaryota; Metazoa; Chordata; Mammalia; Diprotodontia; Phascolarctidae. The record is from RefSeq and is a predicted model, not a curated record. Gene Ontology annotation, molecular function: aspartic-type endopeptidase activity. Gene Ontology annotation, biological process: proteolysis.
AUGAAAUGUUUAGUCCUUGCCCUGGUUUUUCUGCAGCUCUUAGAGGGCUUUGUCAGACACAUUCUGUGGAAAGGCAAGUCCAUCCGUGAGCUGAUGGAAAAGAAUGGUGUACUGGAGGGUUUUCUGAGGAACGAGAAGGCUGAUCCAGCUGCUAAGCACCAUUUCAACAAGGAUGCCGUCGCUUAUGAACCUGUCACUAACUACUUGGGCGUGAGGAAAAUGUCCUCGUGGACUUUCUACUUUGGGGAAAUCAGCUUCGGUGCUCCCCCUCAGUACUUCCUGGGCCUCUGGGACACCGGCUGCAACCACCUGUGAGUGCCCUCCACCUACUGCCAGCCCAGGCCUUCGGUGACCAAUCACAAUAGGUUCAGCCCCAGCCAGUCGCCCACCUUCUGCGGGGGUGGGGGAGGGCAGACGUACACGCUGGCCUACGGGAGCGGAAGCCUGACGGUGGUGCUGGGCUACGAUGCCGUGACCGUUCAGAACAUUGUUGUCUGUAACCAGGAGUUUGGCCUGAGUGAGAACGAGCCCAUCAAGCCCUUCUACUGUUCUGACUUGUAUGGGAUUUGGGGCAUGGCUUACCCAGCAAUGGCUGUAGGCAGUUACCCAGCAAUGAUGCAGGGGAUGUUGCAGCAGGGACAGCUCUCGGAGCCCAUCUUCAGCUUCUACUUCUGCUGUCAACCAAUUCAGCAGUAUUCAGGGGAGCUCAUCCUCGGAAGUGUGGACCCUCAGCUCUACUCUGGUCAGAUCACCUGGACCCCUGUGACUCAGGACAUGUACUGGCAGAUUGGCAUUGAGGAGUUUGUGAUGGAUAACCAGGCCACUGGCUGGUGUUCCCAAGGCUGCCAUGCCAUUUUGGAUACAGGAACUAUCCUUCUUCUAGCUGUUCCUCAGCAGUAUAUAAAUUCCUUCCUGCAAGCAACAGGAACCCAGCAGGCUCAGAAUGGUGACUUUGUGGUCAACUGCAGCGACAUCCAGGAUAUGCCCACCAUCACUUGGGUCAUCAAUGGAUCCCAGUUCGUUCUGCCUCCCUCUGCCUAUGUCUUCAGUGACAAUGGCUACUGUGGGCUUGGGAUCGAGGCCACCUAUCUGCCCUCCACCAACGGGCAGCCUCUGUGGAUUCUGGGUGAUGUCUUCUUCAAGGAAUACUAUUCUGUUUAUGACAUGGCCAACAACAGGGUUGGCUUUGCCUAUUCUGCCUAGACUGGAGGCCAGCUAGCCUCCUUUCUCUCUAUCUCCUUUCAGGCUGCCUAUGGAGACCGUCUGAAGUUUGCCCAGACGGGUCAUGUUCCUCUCAGUGGUUUUGAAUCCAGCAUUCUCUUACCUAAUGUAGUAAGAUGUAAAACUUUAAAUAACUUUGGCCUUUGAACAGGUCAGUUUACAGAUUUAAAUUCCAGAAGUAUUUCUGAAA